AUGGACACGGACUUUAUGCAAGACAGCCUCAACCUCCACGACCUUCUCUCGGCCACAGCUCAAUAUGGCAACGCCACCAGCCCGUCGAAGAAGAAAAAGAAGUCGGAUACGAAAGAUGCCGUCGUCCCGAUCAUGAACACCAACCUUUCGGCGACGGCUUUUGGCGGGCCAUCUACGUCCAUGUAUUUUGCUGGUGACGAGCAGAAAUUCAACCCGAUGCUGAUGAGUCCCGCAUCCGCUCUGCACUACAUGCCACGGCCGGCGCCUAGAUUGGAGAUCGACUACCACCCGUCUUACAGCGAAACCUUCGGAAAAGCCGUCAAAACGAUCCCCAUCAAGCCGACCGUUUCCCUAAACCGUGCCCCCGCCAAUGGCUUCGACUUGAACACGUUCGGGCAGAAUAAACCGGACCGGAAGCGGAAGUACGAUGACAACGAAUUAUGGCCGGCCGAGGAUGGGGGAGUCUGGCUGAGCCAAAUCAACACGUGGGAGGACUUCAAGCAGUUGGUGCCGGAUGAGUGGAGCUGUGUGAAAUUGCUGUUCCGAGAGCAGAUGCUCAGGAGCGAUCCGCUGUGCCCGAAGUGUGGAAGGAUCAUGAAAUUGCGAGCGAGGGGAGCUGCUUUCGAGUGGCGAUGCCGUCGACCUGGCGGUGGUGACUGCGCCUCCCGCUCCAUCAAACGAGACUCCUUCUUCGAAGAUGCUCGGGCGGGUAUCCGCAAGAAGUUCGCCCAUCUGUUGAUGUGGAUUCAUACCCAAAAACCAUCAGCCAUCUCGAAGGAGAUCGAGUUGUCGCUCAAAUGUCUGCACGAGCAGAGGGCCGAGUUCAGAUCGGUUUGUACGAGAAUUACUUACGGAUAUCCGCGACUUGGCGGCAAUGGCGCACUUGUUGAGGUCGGGACGAUAGAUGUUCAGCAUAGGGAUCUUUCGCCUCAUGGAACGAGCAAUCAGACGUUGACUAUCGUUGCAGGCUGCGACUUGAACUCCAACAAGUCAUUUGGAAAAGUGGUGACCAACUCGAGCGAUUUGCUGAAGGCACUUUCCGAUAAUAUCGAGCCGGACUCCAUCAUUCGCACCAACAUCUUCAACGAGCCGCAAUACGAAGUCGGCAAAAGUCUGUUCUCCAAGUACAUCCCGGUGAACGAGCAAGAGUUGAGGAUCCGCUUCACGGACGGCGGCAAAAGCGCCAUCCAGCAAUUCCGCGAAAAGCUCGGCCAACCCUCCGACGACACCACUACGGCACAUGACGUCGAGGAAUGGCUAUCGGAAUUUGUGCCAGGCGUCGAGCUCUUUCCGUUCUCCGGUGCUUCGGAAGAUUUGAGCCAACCUUGUACCAGCGGUGACCUCACCGAACACUUCACCGGCAAGACGCUACAAGAGUUGAUGGCCCUCUACCUUGAAGGCCUCACCGGCAAAAAGGCUUGUACCGCCGAACCCGCGCCUCCAGUCGAACACCCGCCACGGCGAUCCUACGACGUAGGCUUCAAGCUCGAAGUGGCCGCCUUCGCCAAGGCGAACAGCAUCCACUCAGCGUCGAGGAAGUACGACGUCGCCAGGAAGAACAUACAAACGUGGAUCCGGCAGCGCGAGGUGUUGCAGUAUGAAUUUGAAGAAGAUGACCAAGCCAAACGAAAGCGACUCCUCGGUGCCGGUCGCCGAGUACGCGACGACAAGCUGGAGAACGACCUGGUGACGUGGAUCUGCGAACGGCGCGCUUCUGGCCAGGCUGUCAGCCGCUCCUUGCUCCAGAAGCAGGCCAUAAAAAUGUCCAGUGAUCCCAGUUUUAAGGCCAGCAACGGUUGGCUCGAAUCGUUCCUGAAGCGCAAUAAGAUGGUGCAGCUGUCUGAGGGAAUUUUUCUUAUA
Molecule: messenger RNA, 1860 nt
Organism: Mesorhabditis spiculigera
Lineage: Eukaryota; Metazoa; Nematoda; Chromadorea; Rhabditida; Rhabditidae
Source: the annotation of a GenBank genome assembly